AUGCGGCCAGCGCGGCCGUGCGGAGUCUGCCGGGUGGCUGGGGCUGCCAAGUACCGCUGUCCGCGCUGCGCAGCCGCGUACUGUUCCGUGCCGUGCUGCAGGACCCACAAGGAGCGAUGCGCGCCGGAGCCAAAGAGGGAGCAGGAGCGAGCGGCAGCAGGACACGGACCCUGUGCAGCUCCCCUGUUCUCGCCCACAGGCAGCCUCUGGUCGGUGGAGGACAUCCUGACAGAAGAUGAUGAGCAGGACCGCGUCCCGCUGCAGAAACUCAAGCUCUUAGGGGAAUCAGAAGAACUGCAAGGCUUGCUUCUGAAUCCCCACCUCAGGCAGCUACUGCUGACACUCGAUCAAGCAGAAGAUAAAAGCUCCUUCAUGAAGAAGUACAUGCAGGAGCCAUUAUUUGUGGAAUUUGCAGACUGCUGUUUGAGAAUUGUUGAAUCUCCAGAGAAGGAGAACGUUCUUCCUGAGUGAGCUACUUUGAGAACAUUUUUUUCUUUCAUUGAGAUUUCUCCCUCCAUCAGAAGAGAUAUGGCAGCACCCACUGAUGCUGUCCUGCACCAUUCAUUAUGUUUCCUCAAGAUUCUGCUCUUGGAUGUCAGUGCUGUAGUUCUCAGUUUGGAGCUGAUACACAAUGACAUAGUUGUGUUGGACACAUUUCUAGAUCCUGGGAAUUAAAUUUGAUGUUCUGUUCACUUGCUUUGUGUUGGUACAGAAAUAGUCAGC
Molecule: messenger RNA, 723 nt
Organism: Indicator indicator
Lineage: Eukaryota; Metazoa; Chordata; Aves; Piciformes; Indicatoridae
Gene: ZNHIT3
Product: zinc finger HIT-type containing 3
Exons: 5
Coding region: 1-471 (156 amino acids)
Biological process (GO): box C/D snoRNP assembly; snoRNA localization; maturation of LSU-rRNA from tricistronic rRNA transcript (SSU-rRNA, 5.8S rRNA, LSU-rRNA)
Cellular component (GO): nucleus; pre-snoRNP complex
Molecular function (GO): protein binding
Source: RefSeq, a predicted model, not a curated record